AUGUACCGACAAUCAAUAUACGAACAGUUUUCUGGAGAAGCCGCAAUUUUGAAACAUUAUGGACUUGACACUUUGGAACCUGAAUAUUGGGUAGGAGAGAACGAUGGUCGAAAAUCCGUUAGAUAUUCUUAUGUAGAAGGGCCGAACAAUCAGACCAGUAACGGUGUUAGUGGAGGUGUGUUAGAUGACAGAUGGAGUUUGGAUGAUAAUGACCCUCUUGGUCUGAAAAAAAGUGUGCUUUGGCAAGAUAUAUCACCUUCAAAACGUUCUACUCAGGAUGUUCUUGAGGAGAUGCAAGAAAAAUCACAAUUACUGGUCGGCACAAAAUCUUUCAACCCCAAGUAUUUUCUGCGAAAAGUUCACAAAGAUACAUCGUACAAUGAUUUAUUGAAAGGUGCUGAUCUUUUACGGUACACAUUGGAUCAGAAAUCUGAAGCACUUCGAAAUUUAGUUCAAGAUAAUUUUGAUCGAUUUGUUAGUGCAAAAAAUACAAUCGAUACUGUAUAUGGUGAAAUGAAAACACAGUGUUUGAAUGUCGAUAAUGAUUAUGGAAUAAGAGGAUUAGAUAAUGCGCUAUCUGAGGCGAUAAACAGAGCUGAACAAGUCUUUGGACCGGUUUUGGUAAAUAGGAAUAAGGCAGAAAAAAUACGUAGCACAUUGAGCGUUUUGGAAAAGUACAAAUAUUUUUUCAAUUUGCCUAGUAGUCUCAUGGAAUCCAUUAAACAGCAAAAGUAUGAUGUAAUAAUUAGAGAUUAUAAAAAAGGAAAAGUUGUUCUCGAAUCGACAAUGUCAUUGGACGCGUCAGAAAACAAUGGAUCAAGUAAUCCUACAACAGAAAGAGAAGUUGAUGAUACUGCACUUUCAGCGCAAUAUCGGAAGGUUUUUGAUAAAGUUUGGGCCGAGGUCGAGAAAAUAAUGGAAGAGAUGAGGGAGCAACUCUUCAAACAGUUGACAGAAUCAUGGAGAUCGAUGGAAGAGCAAGAGAGGACUAUUAACGUACUUCUUGAACUUGAUACACCCGAAGAUCCAAUAUGGCAUUAUCUUGAUAGUCAAUACAAAUUCAUAAUUGAUCUUUUAAAAGAAUCAUACCAAGAGCAACUGAAUAAGAUUCAAGCAUUGAAAAAGUCCCUGCCGCCUUUUUCUAAUGAUACCAAAGAAGUUGCAAUACGCCUUAAAAAUGCAAUAAAGGCUAUUAAUAUAAGGGACUAUGAUUCCUUGAUAGCUGGUAAGGAUAUGGAUGUACAAAUAUGGAAAGCUACUUUGGAUGUUGUAAAAUCAUUAUCGGAUUUACUUUUGAGAUGUCUACCUGAUUUUUGGAAGUUAAGCAAAUCUUUUAUGGAAGGAAAAUUUCAAAAGAGUCCAGCAAUUCUUAGUGCUAACAGACGCAGACGUCAAGCCAUGGAUCUCAGAAAAGUAGAACAAUGCCAAAAUAUGGCUAAAGGUGUAAUUGAUCUUUACGCAUCAUUGUUAUCAGAGUUCUUUUCUCUUCCGCCACUAUCUGGUGAUUAUACUAGUGAUAGCCCGACCUCGUCAUUCAUUCCGGUACAAUCUGAUUCUGUUACCACUUGUUAUUUUUUGACGAAGAUCCUUAAUGGAAUGAGUGAAUGUGUGAAUGAUAUUCAUUCAAUUAAUAUGGCAUCGGAUGUAUCCAAUGCAUUACAAAUAUUAAUGGAACAUACUAGAUGGAAAUUUGUAGAAAUAAUAUGUGUAGCAUGGAACUUUGAUGCUAAGAUCUUCUUCACGCUUGAAGAUUGGUCUCUUGAUCAAGAUAAUCGCGAAAUUACUAAUUUUUUGAGAAACUUUCAUAUAUUUCACAAAUAUAAUUCUCGUAGCGCAUACAAAAUAGCAAGCUUGGGUUACGUUUCGGACGAUGAUGAUAACAAAUCGUCUAGAAUUUCCGAUGCGUUUUUACAAAAGAUUAAAGGUGCAUUCCUUGACUCUUUGUAUGCUUAUUUAGACGGUUUAGUGCAUUUAGUGUUUUCUGAUUAUACGCCACUUGAGUCAACCGAAAACAAAGAACCAACAGACAUGAUUCAGAAGAUUUUACUUACUAUUAGUAAUCUUUCGAAUCUAAAACAAUUCAUGAUACCCAGAAUUGUAUCUCAAUUUGAGACAGCAUAUAAAUGUAGUCUUUCCGAUGAUACGCAGACACUUAAUGAUGUUAUAAAUCAGCUGGAUGGAAUAUUAUUUGAUGAUUACUUAAAACGGAAAACGCAGAUAAUUCGAGAUAUAGUUGUUAACGGUAUAUUAUCAGGAGACGUUGAUUGGUAUAACAUAUCAAAACCUACAGAGGUACAUUCCUUUGUAUACGAGGCUCUAUUGUCACUUGUCAUAGUUCAUGCUCAAGUUAGUGAUAUUGCCAAGCCCCUCGUUAAUCGUACAUUAACAGCGCUGUUAGAGAAUAUGGCACGAGAUUGCCUUGAAGCAUUUCAAAAAGUAGAGAAAUUUGGUAUGGGUGGUAUGCUACAGGCUACCCUUGAAAUUGAGUUUAUGCACCAAACACUAUCACAAUAUGUAAGCAAAGAAGCUCAAGGAACGUUACAACUUAUAUACACCACCAUUGAACAAUUAUACGAUACUAAACAAGCAUCUGGCAGUUUAGAUUCAGAAUUAAGUAGUGUAAAACAAUUAUUAGUUGAAAGUCGCAAAAACACUAACUUACAGUUUUUAUGCUUUAAAAAACCAAAAUAA
Messenger RNA from Dentiscutata erythropus, 2691 nucleotides. Lineage: Eukaryota; Fungi; Glomeromycota; Glomeromycetes; Diversisporales; Gigasporaceae. The record is from the annotation of a GenBank genome assembly.